Molecule: messenger RNA, 810 nt
Organism: Triticum aestivum (bread wheat)
Lineage: Eukaryota; Viridiplantae; Streptophyta; Magnoliopsida; Poales; Poaceae
Exons: 3
Coding region: 180-674 (164 amino acids)
Source: RefSeq, a predicted model, not a curated record
CGCCGAACCGUCGUGGUGGGCGGGUGCGCUGCCCUCGCCGAUCUCGCCAGUCGCUCAACCCCACCUUCAGAGUUCAGAUUGCCUCUCGACCUUUCUCGUUGCUCACUUGGAUCAUCUCUUGGCCUGGCUCGGCCUUCCCAUCCCCACGGUGGAGCGCGAGAAAGGAGGGCGAGGACGAGAUGACGACCGGGUCGUCCGUCAGCCUCGCUGCCGGGGAGCAGUCUGCCCACGGUCGCCCCGUGCUGUCCGGCCUGCCGGACACGGCCGGCAUCGUCCUCGUCGGCGAUGGGCCCCGUCGAUGUCGGCCCCCUCGGCGCUAUGAGGGGUGUGCGGUGCGUUUUAUGGUGCGAUGGAUGGCGCUGGGGCAGGUGCGGCCACGGCUCGCACGAGAUGCAGCUCCUGCUCGUGGAGUUAAAGGCCGGUGUUGGGGUCCUCAGCGGCGAGGAGGACGACACGUCGUGUGUACGCAGUGUUCCUCCCGCUCAUGGAGUGAGCGUUUUGGGCCAGCCUCGAGGGUGGCCGUCCGGACGGCGACGAGCUUCGGCUCUGCAUCCAGAGCUGCAACGCCGGCAGGCACGCCACUUCUUUGCCCCUCUCAGUCGCCGGUGCUUUUGUUCUGUGUAUGGCGAUGGGGUUGCUUCCUCUGCUCCGUUCAUGUCGUUGAGGUUUUGUGAUGUUUGCCUGUUUCUCGCUCUCGAGUAGGUCCCUGCGUCAAUCUUGCCUUCGGCAUUGAGGUGAGAAAAUUAGCCCCACCUUUUCUUGCUGCUCUACUGUUCGGUGAAAUGCUCGUGCCCUGAUGGAUUCCGUUUU